UUCAGCCAUCAUCUAGUUAGCCAUGAAAUAUAUAUAAUCUGGAAAAUUACAAAGGGACUAGAACUCAGAGUGUUCACAUUGUAGUCAAGCACUUUAUUUACUUUGUUGAAGUUCCUGAAAUAAAUAAAUUGAACGAGCACUAUGAAGGCAUUUAAAGCCAACUCCAAAUUGUUAUUGUCGGGCUCUUGCACUCUCAGCGACGAUGAGCUGGCUGAGCAAUAUAAUUUGGAUAAGCUUAGCGAUGAGGAAUUGGCCUCGGUGAACUUGGACCGCAAAUCCCUAAUUAACGACUAUCGUUAUUUGCAUGAAUUGUCAGAGCAGAAGAAGACAGUCAAGGAACCGGAAUUGGAGCUAAAUUGUCUGAGUGAAAACGACUUUCUUCGUGAGCGAUCAAUCAAGGAGUUAAUCGAUAAGCAUCGAUCAAUUUGCAAGCCUGAUCAGGAAUACACGAUGACCAAGAUGCCAUUUGGCUUAUCAAAACUUGUGAAAGUUGAAGACAUGCCAGCUUCCGCCAAUGUACCGAAAUACCCGUUUAAAUUCAACGAUUAUGGUCAUUGUUUCCUUAUAAACUACGUCCACAAGGUGGUCAUGGUUGACUACUCGCGACUCUUUCAAACGAUGACAAUUCUAGACACUAACAAGUUACAAACUGCCAGUGUCUAUACACCUGGACUGUUGUGGACAAAAUGUAAAGAAAAUAACAACUUGGAAUAAAUGUUAAUUUUCUAUACCGUU
Drosophila willistoni is the source of this 735-nucleotide messenger RNA. RefSeq lists its product as uncharacterized. The record is from RefSeq and is a predicted model, not a curated record. The transcript has 2 exons. Bases 142 to 714 code for a protein of 190 amino acids. Lineage: Eukaryota; Metazoa; Arthropoda; Insecta; Diptera; Drosophilidae.